Messenger RNA from Clonostachys solani, 733 nucleotides. The record is from the annotation of a GenBank genome assembly. Lineage: Eukaryota; Fungi; Ascomycota; Sordariomycetes; Hypocreales; Bionectriaceae.
UGUCCCACACUUCGUUUCAGAGGGUGACAAGCUUCAAGCCUCGGAUGUCAAGAAAAGAAGAGCAGGAAAUAGCUCAAAUAUGCUUGAGGUUAUAGGCCAACUUUUCCGCACCGACCUUGCCAUCUAUGGCAACAUCGGGUUACAUCUCGUUGCGGUCCUCCCCAGCUCCCGCUGCCCGGUAGUGCAGGACAUAGACCAGUCCUUGGGCCCUGGUGUGGACACUGAAUUCUGCAUCUACCGCGAGGAAUGCGUCGAGCCUGCGUCGAGCUACGUCGUCAAGAACCUGGAAUCCGACUCCAGGACAGUCAUCAGCUCCAAUACUUUGUCUGACAUUGAGGUCCAUGAAUUCAAACGCGUCGCCGAAGCCUUGGGUAGAGAUGGGUUUUGGUAUCACUUCGAGGGUCGUGUCCCUGACGUUACACUGCCUUGCAUGCGAUAUCUGCGGGAAGCAUGGCCUGGUGCCAAGAUCAGCGUCGAGAUCGAGAACUUUCCCAGUGAGGGACUCCAAGAGCUUGUGCCCGAAGUUGACGCUGCGUUUUAUUCCAAGACUUGGGCUCUACCUAGUUCCGUCGGGGCCGGCGAUGCGUUCAUCACCGGGAUGCUCUACUCGUACAUAGCCCACCCGAAACACUGGUCACUGCAGAAAAGACUUCAGUUUUCCAACAGACUUGCCGGGUAUAAAGUGGUUCAGGAAGGAUUCAGUGGACUUGGACACCUUAUCCGCCGUGCAUAU